AUGCUGACAGCGGGUCAACGGCACGACAUCACUUGUGCUGAGGCGUUAAUUGACGGUUAUAACAGUGAGUAUGUGAUAGCUGACACAUCAUAUGACUCGAUGGCAUUGAUUGAGUCGAUAACCCAAAGGGGGGCAGUGCCGGUGAUACCGCCACGUGCCAACCGUCGUGAUUCCCGCACUUAUGAUGCACAUCUGUAUAAAGAGAGACAUCAGGUCGAAUGUUUCAUCAACAAAAUCAAGCAGUAUCGACGUAUUUCCUCUCGUUUUGAUAAGUUAGCGGUGCGGUAUAUGGGGUUUCUGAGUUUCGUUGCCACGAUUAUCUGGUUACGAUGA
Messenger RNA from Geodia barretti, 333 nucleotides. The record is from the annotation of a GenBank genome assembly. NCBI's taxonomy places the organism in Eukaryota, Metazoa, Porifera, Demospongiae, Tetractinellida, Geodiidae.